AUGUUUGCAGCAUAUUUGCUAGGCAGAACUGCUCCUAUCAGUAGUAUGAGAUAUGAACUGAGAUCUCCCAUACCCAUUGCUUUUGCCUUUGCCAUGGUGGGGAAAUUGAUGCACUAUAUUAGCCGAUUUCUAGUUGGCUUUGCGAUUGGGUUUUUUAGGGUAUGGCAAAUCAGUUUGGUGACAUUGUCUAUGCUCCCUUUAAUCGGUCUUGCUGGUGGCAUCUAUGCAUAUAUAACAAUUGGACUUAUUAUUAAUGUUCGCAAAUCUUAUGUCGAGGCUGGCCAAAUCGUUCAGGAGGUAAUUGGCAAUAUUAGAACAGUACAAUCAUUUACAGGAGAAGAGAGGGCAGUGAGAUCAUAUAAAGAAGCUCUAAGGGAUGCAUACAAGCACGGAAAAAAAGCUGGUUUGGCGAAGGGUCUAGGAAUGGGAACCCUGCAGAGUAUUGUUUUCCUCUCAUGGGCAUUACUUGUUUGGUAUACUAGCAUAGUUGUUCAUAAGAACAUUGCCAAUGGCGGUGACUCCUUCACCACCAUGCUCAACGUCCUCAUUGCUGGCGUGUAA
Dovyalis caffra is the source of this 561-nucleotide messenger RNA. NCBI's taxonomy places the organism in Eukaryota, Viridiplantae, Streptophyta, Magnoliopsida, Malpighiales, Salicaceae. The record is from the annotation of a GenBank genome assembly.